AUGUCGAACGUAUCUCUCUGCAUUCUCCUCUCGCUAUCAAUCGUAAGUGUGUCUUCUUACGGGCUUUUUAAUAAUGACACAUCAAAGGAGAGGCUUACCUUCAAAAGCGUAGUCAGUGCAAUGGUGAAAAUUCUAGACAACUGUCUCCCAGAAGAACCCCAACUAACUUUACUGCUAGGCGGAGAUUACAAUGAAUUUCUUAGACGAGCAUGGUUCACUUGGAUACCGGUAGCUUUAAUAGGGGAAACGAAUCCACGAUUCAACGCCCUCGAAAAAUUCGCCCUGACAAGAUACUCCUUCAAAAUGUACCUUCAAUAUCAUUUCAUACAUUUCCUUCGGAAAUCGCACCGCUUCGUGUUAGUGGCGUCCUCCCAACCAAUGCUACGAUCUAUUUUGCAGAGAACGAAAGAUUCGCCGUGGGCGAAUUCGGAUGGAUUUUAUAUUGUAGUCGAUAAGGAGACCGAGACUCGAGGCUGCAUAAACGCUCGCUCAUUUCUCUGGGCGGCUUGGGAAUACGACUUGCUGUCCGUCAUAUUUCCGUGCAUCGAUCCGAACGAUGGAAUUGUCUAUUACACAUAUAAUCCGUAUUCUAAUAGUACGCCAGCCGAUUGGGACGAAGUGGACCGCGCCAACGGACGAGAGGGCCAUCCUUGGAUAAUAUUGAGAAGAAAAUAUGAAAAGGACAAAGUGUGCAAAAAUCUAGAUUUCGAUAAAGUGACCACUUUGGAUGGCUACGAGAUCCGAUUGAACGCCGUCGAAAUGGAACCGUUUAUAAAAAUCAAUUUGAGCGCACCGGGUCGGGAGAAAUUUCGCGGCGAUAAUAGCGAAAUCAUCCAUGUACUUUUGACAAAACUAAGAGCGAAUCUUAGAAUUUAUAUUUUCGAUGGCAGUAUCUACGGGCUCGGCGGCAUAGGACCGAAUGGCACUAUGGAGGGCUUGAUGGCUCCUCUGAGCGACGGCAAAAUAGACAUUGGCAUGAACGUGAGAACUUUGCUUGUAUUGUGGAAGAUCAGGCACACAUAUCCCCAUACGAGAUCGGGCCUGUGUGUGAUAGCGCAGCCGCGCCCAGAAGUCUCGCAGUUCCACAAGCUGAUAAAGUUUUUGUCGCCAGAAGUGAUAGUGGGCAUAGUCAUAAUGUGUCUCCUGGCUUACGUAAUAUUUGUGAAAAAGCAGGGAUACAUGAAAGCCACUUUACAGGUCAUAAGGCUUAUUAUCUGCGUAGGAAUUUUACACCCACCCAAAAUUAGUUCCACCAGGAUCUUCAUAUGCAUGAUGUUGAUUCUGUUCCUCAACAUAAACGCUCUGUUCCAAAGCCACUUGUCGGCCUUGCUUACCGUACCGGUUUAUUAUCGCGACAUCGACACCAUAGAAAGUCUUAAGUCAUCCGGAUACACUAUAUACGGGCCGCAUCAGCUGAAAUUCAUGCUAAACGAUCCAGUAUUGGAGUCGCGCUACGUGGCGGUCACGUAUGAAGAGUGCAAGGAAUUCGUUGAGAAUUCGACGAACGCUGCGUGCUUGGGGGACUGCCACCAUUUGUACUACAGGAUCAAGGGUCAAGACCUUAUCAGAUCGAAGACACUGAUCGAAUUGACGCAAUCGUAUGUCACCCGCGAAGAUUGGCCCUUAUACAAACGGGUGGACGACAUUAUUCAACAGAUGAUGCAGGCCGGCUUGAUCCUCAAAUCGCGAACCGAUUUUCUCCAGGAGAUACGGCGCGAGAGAUAUAGAAACGCCGAAAAGAAGAAAGGCUUCAAGGUGAUGGUGCUGAAGCAGCUUACGUUCAGCUUUUACUUUCUCAUAGCAGGAUACAUUUGCGCCACUAUAGUCUUCAUAUUAGAAUUGACAGAUUUACUUGACGCCUUUCUUUCAUAG
Messenger RNA from Wasmannia auropunctata (little fire ant), 1872 nucleotides. RefSeq lists its product as uncharacterized. The coding region runs from base 1 to 1872 and encodes 623 amino acids. The transcript is spliced from 7 exons. Lineage: Eukaryota; Metazoa; Arthropoda; Insecta; Hymenoptera; Formicidae. The record is from RefSeq and is a predicted model, not a curated record.